AUGUCGGCUGCUUUUCGCCUUCUUCUCUUGGCUUUCCUACUGGCUAGCGUGAAUUUGGCUUACGUUUUCCAGUUCGAUAUUACAGCAAAAUGUACCAACUAUCCGGAUAUGAAAGGCCGAAAAAAGUUGGUAAGUUUAUUCAACUUCUUGAACGUCUACUUUGAGAAAACAUGACUUCUUUUCAAUUUUUAGAAGGCUAAAGUCUAUGCCGGCGAAACGGAUUGUGGAUGGCAUGUGUUUCCGAGGGAUGGCCACAUCAAUUUCACUUGUUAUGCUGGUAUUUUCCCUAGAUGGAUGUACGUCCCUCAAAUCUAUCUGUAAGUCCCAGCCUUUGAGUUUAAAUUUUGUUAAAAUUUUGUUUUAAUUUUCUAAAAUUUUGUUUUUUUUCCAAGCUGCGCCCGAGGUUUAAUUAGACACUCCUUUCAGGCUGAUUUUUUUUUGAUUGUCGCAAAAACAUCAAAAUUUCCGUUCUUACUCUAAAAAAAUUACUCAUAAAAGCUUUUCCAAGCUGCGCCCACGACAUUUAGCUGGUUUAAUCGUAGACGUUUCAGCUACCACUCCUGCGAUGGAGUUUGCCGUCAAUACAAGUUUUGGGGAGAAAAAACUGGAGCAGAGGUCACUUCUGAAGGCGAGACUUUAUUUGAUCGAGAAUGCGAACAGGAAGUAUGGGAUUGA
Molecule: messenger RNA, 675 nt
Organism: Bursaphelenchus xylophilus (pine wood nematode)
Lineage: Eukaryota; Metazoa; Nematoda; Chromadorea; Rhabditida; Aphelenchoididae
Source: the annotation of a GenBank genome assembly